AUAAAUCGUGACAUUUGUGUAGCAAUUAAAUCAGUUCAGUUCUCUACAUCAAUCUAAUAAGGACCUAAACUGUACAAAAAUAUGAAGAAGUUAUUAAUAAUUUCUCUUUUAAUUCUAUGUGUUUCUGCUGGGAUUCUUGAUAGGUUUAAACAGUUCGUCAACAAGCAUAGAAAGAACUAUGCACGCCUUUCAGCUGCUGAAAAAUCUAUUCGACAGAGAAUUUUUUUAAAAAAUUUAAAUUUCAUCGAUAAAGUUAAUAAAUUCUUAAAAAAUAGAUUUAAAAUCGGUCUGAAUGAAUUUUCCGAUCGUGAUCCAAAGCAAUUUAUCAAAGAAAUGUGUAAAACAAGACUUCCAGCUCGGCCUAGAUCGUUGCCAUCAUCGACUUAUUUAUUUGGAUCUAAUACACUAGAUUCAGUUGAUUGGCGUAGAUAUGCACAGCCAAUUGCCCAUCAAGGAGGUUGUGGAGCAUGUUGGGCAUUUUCUGCUGCAUCUGUAGUUGAAUUUUUCAAUGUAAUGAAAGGAAAUUGGAACUACUCAAUUUCUGAACAGAAUAUUGUUGAUUGUGACUAUGAUGAUUUUGGAUGUGAUGGUGGUUGGCCUAAAACAGCACUUGAUUUCUUAAAAAAUUCAUAUGGGAACAAACUAGCCAAAGAAAUCGACUAUCCAUUCAUCGGAAUGAAAGCUUCAUGUCGUAGAGUUCAACAUUACAUACCACUUAACAUCGCAAAUACAUUUGAAGUGAUUUUAAAUGGAAAUGAAACAACACUAAAGUCAAUCGUUGCGAAUCAAGGUCCUGUUGCUACUGCUAUGCUAGUAUCAGAUUCUGGACUUUUUCAACUUUAUGAGAGUGGAAUUUUUGAUGAUCCAACUUGUCCUGAAACUACAACUGAUUCGAAUGAUUGUUUUGAUGUAAAUCACGGAGUUGUUAUUGUUGGAUAUGGAAAAGAUUCAGCUACAAAUGAACAGUUUUGGAUAGUUCGGAACUCUUGGGGUACUGAUUGGGGUGAGUCAGGUUACUUCCGCAUGAUCAUGGGGAAAAAUGCUUGUAAUAUUGCAUGCUAUGCAAUUGGAGUUGAGUGAAAAAAUAUUUGAACGUCCCAA
Chironomus riparius is the source of this 1101-nucleotide messenger RNA. NCBI's taxonomy places the organism in Eukaryota, Metazoa, Arthropoda, Insecta, Diptera, Chironomidae. The record is from the annotation of a GenBank genome assembly.